Molecule: messenger RNA, 2614 nt
Organism: Labrus mixtus (cuckoo wrasse)
Lineage: Eukaryota; Metazoa; Chordata; Actinopteri; Labriformes; Labridae
Gene: smyd4
Product: SET and MYND domain containing 4
Exons: 10
Coding region: 143-2479 (778 amino acids)
Molecular function (GO): protein binding
Source: RefSeq, a predicted model, not a curated record
AUUUUGAAGGCACUAAACCGGAAACUCUUCUACGAUUCUUGCGAGCUUUACAACAGUUUUCUAGCUGCAUGGAACAGGCGUGUGUGCAACACAAAACAUACUCACAAGAACUACGGUCCACAUUUUGCUUCGUUUGUAGUUCAUGAUGGAUCUUCCAUGCAUGCAAUGGCAAGACCAUGUCGCCCAGAAAUGGACCGGACUCGACCCGGAGCGAAAGGAACAUUUUAUAUCCCAGACUGAGAUAGAUGAUGUUUUUAAAUACGCCCUUACUCUGACAACCCAAGAUGAUCUGGACUUUAUGCAGUCAAUCUCGGCAGAAAAUCCUGUACUCAAGGACACAGAGCAGGCGGCCAAAUGGAGGGAGAAAGGCAACUCUAGCUUCAAAACCAGAGACUACACGGCUGCUGCUCUGCACUACUCACAGGGCAUAUGCUUCGCUCCCCAAAGUUCGGAGCAGCUGUCUCUGUGCUAUGCCAACCGCUCUGCUGCGCUCUACCAUCUGCAGCACUACCAGGAAUCACUUGAAGACAUAGACAGAGCUGUGAAGAAUGGUUAUCCGGCUCAUCUUUCACACAAGCUCGAGGAGCGUCGCACACAGUGCCUCAAACACCUCUCUGUGGUUGAAAAGGCAAAAGAGGAUCAUCCCGGGGCUGCCGCAGAGAAUCAUAAAAAUCCAGACAGACUAAAAAAAGCAUCUGCUGGGCUCCUAAAAUCGGGGAUUAUUCCUCAAGCGGCUGUUCACUUCAGCGAAGAGAAAGGCCGACACCUGGUGGCUGUGGAGAGAAUAGCAGCAGGGGAGGAGCUCCUUAAUGACAGGCCGUACAGCUGUGUCCUUAUACCGGGGAUGGAGGCGGUGAAAGGGACGGGCACACAGAGAGGGGUGCUGUUUGGGACGGAGCACAGACGUUGUCACAGGUGUUUGACAGAGACGUCAUGUCCUGUGCCGUGUGAGGGCUGUAGCUACAGUCGAUACUGCUCCACGGCCUGUCAGCGGAACGCCUGGGACGAACAUCACCGCUGGGAGUGUCCGCUGGGAGCAGAGCUGAUGGUGACGGGCGUGAUGUCACAGCUGGCUCUGAGGGUGACGCUAAAGGCAGGGUUAAAAAACGUCCAGAUUGCCAGGGAACCAAUCAGAGACCAGCAUAGAAAGCCAAAACCCAGCUGUGUAAAUCAACCCGAUCCCUCUAUUUCGCACCACGGUGACUCUUACCUGAGUGUGUUUCACUUAUUGCACCACCUAAAUCGCCACAGCCCUGGUGUUCGCUUCUUGUGUGCGGUUACUGCGGCGACGCUUCAUCAAAAGCUCAGAAAGGCCGGACCUCCCCCCGCAUCUUGGCACCUCAGCAGACCCUCGGGGGCAAACGGCAAAUCACAAGACGAGGAGAGGGAAGGGGACGACCGGAGCUCCGAGCUGUGGCUUCUGGGAAGUGCAGUUCUGAGGCACGUCCUGCAGCUGAGAUGUAACGCCCAGGCUGUCUGCACGAUGCAAGAUACAGGUUCAGCAAACUCUCUGGUGCAGUCGAGCAGAGAAAUCCGCAUUGCUACAGCGAUGUUCCCAACUCUCAGUCUCCUGAAUCACUCCUGCUGUCCCAACACCAGCCUGGUGUUCAGCACUGGGACCAGUACUGAUCCCUCUGGACCAGAUCUGUCUGCAGACUUAAGUGGAGGAGUAGCUGAAUACAGAAGCACCUCAAAUGGGAUCGCUGCAACUGUCAGAGCAGCUAGAGUUAUCAACGCUGGACAGGAGAUCCUGCACUGCUAUGGUCCUCACAGCAGCAGGAUGGGGACCAAAGAACGCCAGCGCCUCCUGCAGGAGCAGUACUAUUUCUCGUGUCAGUGUGAGGCCUGCACUCUGCAGCAGGGGAAGGAAGAAGAAGGCACGGAGGGCAGACAGCAGCGGUCAGGUGAUGGAGAAAGUUUGCGACAGUCUAGACUCCUUUGUGGCAAGUGCAAAGGAUCCCUCAAAAAAAGCGAAGAUGACAAAGGAAAAGGAUUUAUGUGUUCACAGUCAUCCUGUGGCCAUCAUGUUUCUUCAUCUGAAGUGAGUCGCAGGCUGCAGGAGAUCCAGGUUGACCAGGAGAGAGCUGUAGAGCUCAUGGAGAGAGAUAGGCCAGAUGAAGCUCUGAAGCUGCUGAAGAAGACUCUGUCUCAGUCUGGACUGAUCCUUGCCGAGACACACCCAUUACAGGGGCAGCUGGAAGAUGCUGCAGCCAGAGCGUAUGCUACAAUGGGUGACUGGAACAAAGCAGCCUCCCAUCUGGAGCGAAGCGCUGUAGCCAUUAGCUCCCAGUACGGAGAAGACAGUAUUGAACUGGGUCGACAGCUCUUCAAAUUAGCUCAGCUCCACUUCAAUGGUGGAGCCCGAGGGCCAGCGCUCUCCGUCUUUCCCAAGGUCAGGCGGCUCCUCUGCCUACAUUUUGGCCCUCACUGUCAUGAAUUACAGGAGCUAGAAGACAUGGAGGGCUGUCUACGAGGGUAGUCUAAUCUUAUGAAUAAUUCAGUUUUUCACUGAGUGAAAUGUAUUUACAUCUGUGAAAUGCACUGUUUUUUUUGGCUGUACCUGUGUUGAGGCUCUGUACUGAUAUCGAAUAAAUUCUGUAUAGAAUAGAGGCAA